Euleptes europaea (tarantolino) is the source of this 1083-nucleotide messenger RNA. RefSeq names its product leukotriene B4 receptor 2-like. Gene Ontology annotation, cellular component: plasma membrane. Gene Ontology annotation, molecular function: leukotriene receptor activity; complement receptor activity. The record is from RefSeq and is a predicted model, not a curated record. Gene Ontology annotation, biological process: inflammatory response; complement receptor mediated signaling pathway; phospholipase C-activating G protein-coupled receptor signaling pathway. NCBI's taxonomy places the organism in Eukaryota, Metazoa, Chordata, Lepidosauria, Squamata, Sphaerodactylidae. The transcript has a single exon. The coding region runs from base 22 to 1083 and encodes 353 amino acids.
UCUCUUCUGUCCGCUGCCAUCAUGAACCCUUGCAACCAAACCUCAGGAAACAGCACCCUCCUGAGUUCUCCGACAUCCAGCGUGGCAGGGAUUGUCUUCCUACUCUUGGCUGCCCUUAUAGGGCUGCCUGGGAACUUCUUUGUCAUCUGGAGCAUCCUUUGGAAAAUGAAGCCAAUCCACCGUUCGGUCACCUGCAUACUGGUCCUUAAUUUGGCCAUGGCAGACGGGGUGGUGCUGCUCCUCACGCCCUUCUUCAUCAUCUUCCUCACCUUCAAGAACUGGUUGUUCGGGGUGGCCAUCUGCAAAGGCGUGUACUACCUUUGCUGCGUCAACAUGUUUGCCAGCAUCUUCAUCAUUACCCUCAUGAGCGUGGACCGGUGCCUCGCCGUCAGCCAGCCCUACUUCUCUCAAGCCAUUCGCAAGAAGCACUUGGUCGUCAAGAUCCUGACAGGGAUUUGGCUGGCGGCCAUUUUGUUCUCCAUCCCAGCCUUCCUCUUCCGCCAAGUGUUGAAGGACCCCUUUCUGGGGCAUCAUAUCUGUGAGCCCUGCCACGCCAGGCCUGGCCUGGCGGUCUUCCACUUCUCCUUGGAAACGGUGGUAGCCUUCGUCAUCCCGUUCACCAUCAUCGUAGGAUGUUAUUCCACCAUCUUAAUACGCCUCAGGGGAGUGAGGAGAAGACAAGGGGCUCGGACCGAGAAGCUCAUUGUUGCCAUAGUGAUCUGCUUCGUUGGCCUCUGGGCACCCUAUCACAUCAUUAACAUGAUCCAGGUGUCCUCGAACAUGGCAUCAGGGAGGGUUGCCGAGCGUCUGAGCCAGGCUUGGAAGGGCGGGAGGGCGGGGGCCACCGCCUUGGCCUUCCUAAGCAGUAGCAUCAACCCUGUCCUUUACGUCUUUGCUGCUGGGAACCUCAUUAAGACCUCGGGGGCCAACUUCAUCGCCAAGUUCUUUGAGGGGGCAUCUGAGGGCCUUGGUAGGAGGACUCUGUCACAGAGAAACUUGGCCAAAGAUUCAGUGGUGGUAGUGCCGGGAGCUGCUGUGGUCAUGGAGCAACAACCUCUUGGAGGUUGUGACAGGGUUGACUAA